CUGCGCGGGAGGCGGUACCAACCCCUGCCGCAGGACUUUCCUGGGCCGGCUCGCGGAGAGCGUAGCGCGGCCUUGGUGGCGGAAUGGCGUUGAGUGACGGUCCGGCCCCGCCAUCUGGUUAAAGGGACUCGUUCAACACGGAAGUGUCCCGGGGCUGCAUUGUGCUGCAGCUAGAAUGAAGCACAUCAACCUAUCAUUUGCAGCGUGUGGAUUUCUGGGCAUUUACCACUUGGGGGCAGCAUCUGCACUUUGCAGACAUGGGAAGAAACUUCUGCAGGAUGUCAAAGCCUUUGCUGGGGCGUCUGCGGGAUCCUUGGUUGCUUCUGUUCUGCUAACAGCACCAGAAAAAAUAGAGGAAUGUAACCAAUUUACCUACAAGUUUGCCGAAGAAAUCAGAAGGCAGUCUUUCGGGGCAGUAACGCCCGGUUAUGACUUCAUGGCCCGACUAAGAAGUGGAAUGGAGUCGAUUCUUCCUCCCAGCGCUCACGAGCUGGCCCAGAACCGACUGCACGUAUCCAUCACCAACACCAAAACUAGAGAAAAUCACUUAGUCUCCACUUUUUCCUCCAGGGAGGACCUCAUUAAGGUCCUCCUAGCCAGCAGUUUUGUGCCCGUUUAUGCAGGACUGAAGCCAGUGGAAUACAAAGGGCAGAAGUGGGUGGACGGAGGCCUCACCAACGCUCUUCCCAUCCUGCCCGUCGGCCGGACAGUGACCAUCUCCCCCUUCAGUGGACGACUGGACAUCUCCCCACAGGACAAAGGGCAGCUGGAUCUGUAUGUUAAUAUCGCCAAGCAGGAUAUCAUGUUGUCCCUGGCAAACCUGGUGAGACUCAACCAAGCCCUUUUUCCCCCAAGCAAGAGGAAAAUGGAAUCUUUGUAUCAGUGUGGUUUUGAUGACACUGUUAAGUUUUUACUUAAAGAAAAUUGGUUUGAAUAAAAUGCAUAAAAGUUUAUAAUGCAAAA
Pongo pygmaeus (Bornean orangutan) is the source of this 963-nucleotide messenger RNA. RefSeq names its product patatin like domain 4, phospholipase and triacylglycerol lipase (gene PNPLA4). The record is from RefSeq and is a predicted model, not a curated record. Bases 176 to 937 code for a protein of 253 amino acids. The transcript is spliced from 7 exons. NCBI's taxonomy places the organism in Eukaryota, Metazoa, Chordata, Mammalia, Primates, Hominidae. Gene Ontology annotation, molecular function: retinyl-palmitate esterase activity; triacylglycerol lipase activity. Gene Ontology annotation, cellular component: lipid droplet; cytoplasm; membrane. Gene Ontology annotation, biological process: lipid homeostasis; triglyceride catabolic process.